UUACGACCUUGAUUACGGCAGUAUUUGACAAGCGAGCGCGGAAUUUGUAAACAGAGCUAGCUAACAUUAGCAGUCAAGAGGUCGACGUAGCUCCUCGCAAAGUUUCAAAUUAGUAAAUUUAGGUUGUUUUGUCUCAUUUAAUUACUUAGGAAUGAAGAUGGUCAACUGGUGGCCACACAGCGGAGAGACAGCAGCAGUGAGGCUGCCUCGCCGCUCCGUGUGACGGCUGCCCGGCAUGCUAGUUCACCUCCUCGGCAGAGCUCUGCUUCGGUCGGCUCCGACGUUACAGCGGCUAGCGGUCCCACGGAGGGGGCUCUGUGCGGCGCAGAGUGACCGGUGUCCGGACACACCGCAGCAGCAGCAGCAGCAGCAGCAGCCAGCAGACAUGAUCCGGGGCCGGGCCCAGAUCAAGCGGGUCCUCUGUGUGGCCGAGAAGAACGAUGCAGCCAAAGGCAUCUCAGAGAUAAUGUCCAACGGCGGGUUCCGGAGGAGGGAGGGGAUGUCAAAGUUUAAUAAAAUCUAUGAGUAUGAAUAUCAUCUCUUUGGUCAGAAUGUGACGGUAACGAUGACGUCAGUAUCAGGCCAUUUACUGGGAAUGGAGUUUAAAACACAGUACCGGAAAUGGCAAAGUUGCAAUCCUGUGCUGUUAUUUGAUGUCGAGGUAGAGAAGCACUGUCCGGAAAACAUGAAACAAAUCAAGCGAACACUAGAGAAAGAGGUGAGACAGUGCCAGGUCUUAGUCAUCUGGACUGAUUGUGACCGAGAGGGAGAAAACAUUGGCUUUGAAGUCAUAGAAGUCUGCAAAGCAGUGAAGCAAAAUUUACAAGUCUUUCGGGCAAAGUUUUCUGAGAUCACCCCCAACUCCAUUCGGAGAGCUUGUGAGACUCUUACUGAGCCAGAUGCCAACAUCAGCGAUGCUGUCGAUGUCCGUCAGGAGCUGGACCUGCGAAUAGGUGCGUCCUUCACUCGAUUCCAAACGCUUCGCUUGCAGAAGAUCUUCCCAGAGUCUUUGGCCAAUCAGCUGAUCUCAUACGGCAGUUGUCAGUUUCCCACUCUGGGCUUUGUUGUGGAGCGCUUCAAAGCCAUCCAGGCUUUCAUACCCGAGACUUUCUACAAGAUCAAAGUGCUGCACGAGAUGGGGGAGGACACUGUUGACUUCAGUUGGAAAAGAAACCGUCUCUUCAACCACACAGCAUGCCUGGUUCUCUACCAGAUCUGCAUGGAGAAUCCCAUAGCAACAGUCACCUCAGUAACCAGCAAACCCAAGAGCAAGUGGAGACCGCUGCCUUUGGACACUGUGGAACUGGAGAAACUUGCAUCUCGGAAGCUAAGAAUAAAUGCCAAAGAGACCAUGAAAAUUGCAGAAAAACUGUAUACCCAAGGGUACAUCAGCUACCCCCGAACAGAGACAAACAUUUUUCCCGAAAACCUGCCUCUCGGCCCCCUGGUGGAGCAGCAGACACAAAGCCCGAUCUGGGGGACGUUUGCCCAGAGAGUGAUGGAGCAGCCGGGGGGUCCCAACCCACGACAGGGCAAGAAAUCUGACCAAGCCCAUCCCCCGAUUCACCCCACCAAGUACUCCAGUACACUGCAGGGCAAUGAGGGACGUGUGUACGAGUUCAUUGUCCGGCACUUCCUGGCAUGCGUAUCCCAAGAUGCUUUGGGGCAGGAGACUGUGGUGGACAUAGACAUCGCCCAUGAGAACUUCUCCUCCUCGGGACUCAUGAUCAUUGCAAAGAACUACUUGGACGUUUACCCGUAUGACAGGUGGAGUGCCAAGGUGAUUCCAGUGUAUGAGCAAGGCUCCCAGUUCCAGCCUUCUGCUAUCGAGAUGGUGGAUGGACAGACGAGUCCUCCGCAGCUGCUCACUGAAGCCGACCUCAUAUCCCUGAUGGAGAAGCACGGCAUUGGCACAGAUGCAACCCACGCAGAUCACAUCGAGACCAUAAAGAGUCGCAUGUAUGUGGGCUUAACAGCUGACCAGAGGUUUCUGCCUGGAGAGCUCGGCAUGGGACUGGUGGAGGGUUACAACUCCAUGGGCUAUGAGAUGUCCAAACCAAACCUGCGUGCUGAAUUGGAGGCGGACCUCAAGCUGGUAUCAGAGGGCAGGAAGGACAAACAGUCUGUCCUGCAGCACCACAUCCAGAAAUACAAGUCUGUCUUCAUUGAGUCUGUCAAGAAGGCGAAGAAGUUGGAUGAAGCCCUGUCGCCAUAUCUGGGUGCAGCUCAGGAAGUGGCUGAAGCAGAGCAGCAGGACAUGGAGUUCCCGCUGCCGGUCAGGAAGUGUCCUCACUGCGGACAGGACAUGGUGCUGAGGAAGAAGAGGGAGGGAAACAGUAAGUUCCUGUCCUGCACAGGCUUCCCAGCCUGUAAGUCAGCGGUGUGGUUCCCCGACACGGUGCUGGAGGUCAGCAGAGAUGACAGCAUUUGUCCCACCUGUCUGCCGCACCCGGUUCACAUGUUGAAGUUCAAGUUCCGCAGGGGCAGCCUCCCUCCCAUGAUGCCUUUAGAAUUUGUUGGCUGCAUCGGUGGAUGUGACGAGACACUCAGAGAAGUGCUGGACCUGAGGUACCUCCGACCCGGGGGAGGGGGAGCGGGAGGUGGGGGGGGUGGACUACGGGGAGGAAGAAGAGAGGACCCUCUUCCACCAGCUCCAAGGCCCCCCAGAUCAGAGCCACCCAGAGCCCUGAGUUCAAAUUCUCGAACUUCCCUUCCUCCUGCCCCAUCCUGGACCCCGCAGCCACAACCUCCAGCAGGCGGCAGCGCUCUGGGUGUAGACAAUGAUGCCAUUGUGUGUAACUGUGGUCAGGAUGCUCUCCUCCUGACCGUGCGCAAAGACGGUCCCAACCAAGGCCGUCAGUUCUACAAGUGCAACGCGGGGGGCUGCAACUUCUUCCUGUGGGCGGAUCAGCCAAGUGAGCAGGGGGAGCCACAGGGUCGAGGGCCUCCGCUGCACAUGCCGCCAAGGCCCCCUCUAGGGUUCAGGACUACCCCUGGAGCAAGCAGAGGGCGGGAAGGGGGUGCAGGAGGACAGACAAUGUGUAACUGUAAUGAGACAGCGGUGACACGAACGGUGCAGAAGGACGGGCCAAACAAGGGCCGGGUGUUCCACGCCUGCGGGAAACCUAGAGAGCAGCAGUGUGGCUUCUUCCAAUGGGCUGAUGAGAACCAGCCGCCACUAGUUGGGUUCGGUGGGGGAUUUAAUGGCGGUGGAGACGGAGGGACGAAGGGGAGGAAGAUCACUGGAGGUGCCACCGCUAACAAACCUGCAGCUGCUAAGAAGCCUCGUACCUGUGGCAUCUGCCACAACCCGGGACACACCCGAGUCACCUGUCCCCAGCGCUGACCGCUGCUUAGAGACACUUAACGGGGAGUUCCUGAAGUCUCUGACUUCAAAGUGUGGAGUCAGAUUUUAUUUUUCAAACAUGCAGCAACUCAGAUUGUACAUGCCUCCUCCCAGGGGACGGACCUCUUCCUCUGGUAAAUAAGAAUUCCAAAAGGACAAAAACAGCUUUGAGCACCAGACCAAAGGCAUGUCAUGACUAAGGCUAAA
Molecule: messenger RNA, 3553 nt
Organism: Etheostoma spectabile (orangethroat darter)
Lineage: Eukaryota; Metazoa; Chordata; Actinopteri; Perciformes; Percidae
Gene: top3a
Product: DNA topoisomerase III alpha
Exons: 19
Coding region: 236-3346 (1036 amino acids)
Biological process (GO): DNA repair; DNA recombination; DNA topological change
Cellular component (GO): chromosome; nucleus; RecQ family helicase-topoisomerase III complex
Molecular function (GO): DNA topoisomerase type I (single strand cut, ATP-independent) activity; zinc ion binding; DNA binding
Source: RefSeq, a predicted model, not a curated record